Molecule: messenger RNA, 597 nt
Organism: Coffea eugenioides
Lineage: Eukaryota; Viridiplantae; Streptophyta; Magnoliopsida; Gentianales; Rubiaceae
Exons: 4
Coding region: 70-450 (126 amino acids)
Biological process (GO): tRNA 5'-leader removal
Cellular component (GO): ribonuclease MRP complex; nucleolar ribonuclease P complex
Source: RefSeq, a predicted model, not a curated record
CAUGCCUACAAGGAAGGUGUUUUUGAAGAGGGAGCCGUGGUUUGUGCUCCUCAUGCCAGUGAUAUAACUAUGUGGUUGUCAACCAGACUGGAGGAUGCUGGAAAAUUUCAAGCACCUCAGUCUUUGCCGGGUUCAUAUUUUGUUCAGCAACCAUCUGGGAGAUGGGCACUUCAAGUACCAGAAGAACCGGUAGUCAGGGAGUCUUUUAGGUGGCCAAUUGGUUUUAUUACAACUGGCUUCAUUCGAGGCAGCAAGAAGCAUGUGGCAAUAGCUCUAUGUGAGGCGGUCUUGCUUGCUCAUCUUAGAGAGGAUCAAUGGAAGACCAUCUCUGUUAGCAAGAGGAGGAAGGAAAUUUACGUUCUGGUUAGGAAUUUGUGGUCCACCGCAUAUAGACUUGCUCUUGCCACCAUAGUUCUUGAAGCACAGGAAGAAGAUUUGGAAUUCAUGUGAUCCCAAGUUUCUACUGUGAAACUAUAUUUUUGACGGUAGGAUAGACUAACAUUUUGUGGAGAGCCUUGAUUUUCCUCUUAUUUGAUGUAUUAAUGGAGUAGUAAACUGGUAAUGCCUGGUUACAAUAGUACUUCUUCCGUUUGGGUA